GGUUCUCACCCAACUUCCAUUAAGGACUUCGGGCAGGAGGGGUGCAAGUUGUGCGCGGCAGCGGGCGGGAGCCGGUCGUCUGGGCCGGCGUGGGGCGCGCGGGAGCCGGGCGCAGAGGAUCGGGCGGAGAGCUAGGAGCGCAGCAUGGAGCGUCGGGCGCCUCGCUCCUGCCUCGCCCUGCUGUGGGGCUGCGUGCUGGCCGCGGCGGUGGCGGCCCAGGGCAAGGAAGUUGUGUUAUUGGACUUUGCUGCUGCCAAAGGGGAACUCGGCUGGCUCACGAGCCCGUAUGGCAAAGGGUGGGACCUGAUGCAGAUCAUCAUGGACGACACACCCAUCUAUAUGUACUCUGUGUGCAACGUGGUGGCCGGGGAUCAGGACAACUGGCUGCGCACCAACUGGGUGUACCGUGGCGAGGCCGAGCGCAUCUUCAUCGAGCUCAAGUUCACCGUGCGCGACUGCAACAGCUUCCCCGGCGGAGCCAGCUCCUGCAAGGAGACCUUCAACCUCUACUACGCCGAGUCCGACGUGGACUACGGCACCAACUUCCAGAAGCGCCAGUUCAACAAGAUCGACACCAUCGCGCCGGACGAGAUCACGGUCAGCAGCGACUUCGAGGCGCGCCACGUGAAGCUCAACGUGGAGGAGCGCUCAGUGGGGCCGCUUAGCCGCAAGGGCUUCUACCUGGCCUUCCAGGACAUCGGCGCCUGCGUGGCGCUUCUCUCCGUCCGCGUGUACUACAAGAAGUGCCCUGAGCUGCUGCAGGGCCUGGCCCGCUUCCCGGAGACCAUCGCGGGCUCCGACGCGCCCUCCUUGGCCACCGUGGCCGGAACCUGCGUGGACCACGCCGUGGUGCCCCCCGGGGGCGAAGAGCCCCGCAUGCACUGUGCUGUGGACGGCGAGUGGCUGGUGCGCAUCGGCCAGUGUCUGUGCCAGGAAGGCUACGAGAAGGUGGAGGACGCCUGCCAGGCCUGCUCGCCGGGAUUCUUCAAGUCCGAGGCGUCCGACAGCCUGUGCUUGGAGUGCCCCGCUCACACCCUGCCGUCCUCCGAGGGCGCCACCCACUGCCAGUGCGAGGAAGGCUACUUCCGGGCAGCGUCGGACCCGCUGUCCAUGCCCUGCACCCGGCCCCCCUCCGCCCCGCACUACCUCACGGCCGUGGGCAUGGGCGCCAAAGUGGAGCUGCGCUGGACACCCCCCCAGGACAACGGGGGCCGCGAGGACAUCACCUACACCGUUACCUGCGAGCAGUGCUGGCCCGAGUCGGGUGAGUGUGGGCCCUGCGAGGCCAGCGUGCGCUACUCGGAGCUCCCGCUCGGGCUCACCCGCACCAGCGUGACGGUCAGCGACCUGGAGCCGCACAUGAACUACACGUUUGUCGUGGAGGCCCGCAACGGCGUCUCGGGGCUGGUGGCCAGCCGCAGCUUCCGCACGGCCAGCGUCAGCAUCAACCAGACAGAGCCCCCUAAGGUGAAGCUGGAGGGCCGCAGCACCAGCUCACUGAGCGUCUCCUGGAGUAUCCCGCUGCCACAGCAGAGCCGCGUCUGGAAGUACGAGGUCACCUACCGCAAGAAGGGUGACUCCAACAGCUACAAUGUGCGCCGGACCGACGGCUUCUCUGUGACCCUGGACGACCUGGCUCCGGACACCACCUACCUGGUCCAGGUGCAGGCGCUGACGCAGGAGGGCCAAGGUGCUGGCAGCAAGGUGCACGAGUUCCAGACGCUGUCCUUGGAAGGAUCUAGCAACAUGGCGGUGAUUGGCGGUGUGGCCGUCGGCCUGCUCCUGCUGCUGUUGCUGGCGGGAGUCGGCGUCUUCAUCCAUCGCAGGAGAAGGAGCCUCCGAGCCCGCCAGUCCUCAGAGGAUGUUUACUUCUCCAAGUCAGAACAACUGAAGCCCCUGAAGACUUACGUGGACCCGCACACAUAUGAGGACCCCAACCAGGCCGUGCUCAAGUUCACCACCGAGAUCCACCCGUCCUGCGUUACGCGACAGAAGGUGAUCGGAGCAGGAGAGUUUGGGGAGGUGUACAAGGGGACGCUGAAGGCGUCGGGGAAGAAGGAGGUGCCCGUGGCCAUCAAGACGCUGAAAGCCGGCUACACAGAGAAGCAGCGGGUGGACUUCCUGAGCGAGGCCAGCAUCAUGGGCCAGUUCAGCCACCACAACAUCAUCCGACUGGAGGGCGUCGUCUCCAAGUACAAGCCCAUGAUGAUCAUCACGGAGUACAUGGAGAACGGGGCCCUGGACAAGUUCCUUCGGGAGAAUGACGGCGAGUUCAGCGUGCUGCAGUUGGUGGGCAUGCUCCGGGGCAUCGCGGCGGGCAUGAAGUACCUGGCCAACAUGAACUACGUCCACCGGGACCUGGCCGCCCGCAACAUCCUGGUCAACAGCAACCUCGUCUGCAAGGUGUCGGACUUUGGCCUGUCCCGCGUGCUGGAGGACGACCCCGAGGCCACCUACACCACCAGCGGUGGCAAGAUCCCCAUCCGCUGGACGGCCCCGGAGGCCAUUUCCUACCGCAAGUUCACCUCGGCCAGCGACGUGUGGAGCUACGGCAUCGUCAUGUGGGAGGUGAUGACGUACGGGGAGCGGCCCUACUGGGAGCUGUCGAACCACGAGGUGAUGAAGGCCAUCAACGACGGCUUCCGGCUGCCCACGCCCAUGGACUGCCCCUCGGCCAUCUACCAGCUCAUGAUGCAGUGCUGGCAGCAGGAGCGGGCCCGCCGCCCCAAGUUUGCCGACAUCGUCAGCAUCCUCGACAAGCUCAUCCGGGCCCCCGACUCCCUCAAGACCCUGGCUGACUUUGACCCUCGGGUGUCCAUCCGGCUGCCCAGCACCAGCGGCUCAGAGGGGGUGCCCUUCCGCACGGUGGCCGAGUGGCUCGAGUCCAUCAAGAUGCAGCAGUACACGGAGCACUUCCUGGCCGCCGGCUACACCGCCAUCGAGAAGGUGGUGCAGAUGACCAACGAGGACAUUAAGAGGAUUGGGGUGCGGCUGCCCGGUCACCAGAAACGCAUCGCCUACAGUCUGCUGGGACUCAAGGACCAGGUGAACACGGUGGGGAUCCCCAUCUGA
Molecule: messenger RNA, 3072 nt
Organism: Condylura cristata (star-nosed mole)
Lineage: Eukaryota; Metazoa; Chordata; Mammalia; Eulipotyphla; Talpidae
Gene: EPHA2
Product: EPH receptor A2
Exons: 17
Coding region: 145-3072 (975 amino acids)
Biological process (GO): cell surface receptor protein tyrosine kinase signaling pathway; protein phosphorylation; axon guidance
Cellular component (GO): neuron projection; plasma membrane
Molecular function (GO): protein binding; transmembrane-ephrin receptor activity; ATP binding
Source: RefSeq, a predicted model, not a curated record